GGGGUCCAGGCGCUCCAGCAGCAGACCGAUUCGAUACAAGAAACAAUUUCGUGACGGGGUUUAGUCAACGCUACAUCGUACGAAAACACCUUGUUUCAACCUGUUUCCCGGACGGCUGCUCUCCAGGCAUACUCACACCGACAAUGUCCAACCUCUUUUCUGGAAUAAACGCCCGCUUCAGAGGCCAAAGAAGCCCAAACUCACCCGGUCCUGAACAGCAGCAGCACGCUCAGUCUCCUGUUCCUCCUCCGGAAAUCCAAACACCCACUUCCACCACCUCAGUCAAGCUCCCACCACUUCCUACUUCGCCAUCUCUGGCCGAGACCAUCGGCAUGGACCAAUCAAGUGGCAUGAUCCCCACCGCAGAGGAGGUUUUGACCUCAUAUCACCUCCCCCCAACCAAGCCGCUCUGGCUAAAUUGCAACUAUGCAAAGCACAUUGUCAAGGGUAACUUCUUGACCCUCAGCGCGAAGCCCAAGACUGUGGAGAUGGGAGAGUGGGUUGCUCAUCAAGUUGUUGACCACUGGCGAAUGCUCGUAACAUUCAUCCGCCUGGUGCACGACAAGGAAGAGGAUGGAACAUCUAUCUGCAACUCCAGAAGGUGUCCCAAGAUGUCAGCCGGAGCCAACCACUCCUUCACCUGGUUAAACUCCCGGCUCCAACCCGUCGAGAUCCCAGCAUACGAGUACCUCACCCUCGUACAACGAUACAUCUCUGGCAAAAUCGACGACAACAACAUUUUCCCCUGCGACCCAUCCGGCGUUUCCUACGCCGACAACCCGGCCUUUUGCACCCCCGUCCCAGAAUCCGGCCAGGAGUGGAUCGGAAAGAGAAGCGGCUUCCCCCAGAACUUCAUGGAGACAUGCCAGACCAUCUUUCGGCAAAUGUUUCGGGUUUAUGCCCAUCUGUACUGGUCCCACUUUGACGACCUGUUUGCCCUGAACCUGGAGAAGUCGAUGAACAGCUGCUUUAGCCACUUCAUCCUGACGGCCACGACGCUCAACCUCCUUAAGAAGGCGGAUCUGGAGCCGAUGCAGCCGUUGAUUGAUUUGUGGGCUGCGCUGGGGACUUUUCCUCAGGGGAGCAAGGCUUUUGAGGUGGCGAACUUGGCUGUGGGACAGCUGUUGGUGCAGAAGGCGGGUGGACCCCCGCAGAACUAGGUAGGGGGCGGUUGUUGGUGGCUAGCGGGCUAGUAGUGGAAGAAGGUGAAGGAGAGGGAUGAAUAUUUUGGAAGGGAUUUUUUUGGGAAGCAUGGCAUUUUUGGUGCGCGGGAUUUCGCAGAUACACACACACAGAGACACAUACACACACACAUCUGGCCUUGAAAGACAUGGCGAAACUAAAAAGGACAAGACUGGACACAGGGUGGAAGUUGUCGUGUCGAAGAGCAUCAAAGUUACGUUGCAUUAUAUACAAAGGGGGAAAACUGGUAGUCCUGCUGAGUUGCAUGAGCUAGAACAUGAAGGCAAUACAAUCCAGAUUUUAUAACCAUC
Molecule: messenger RNA, 1493 nt
Organism: Podospora pseudocomata
Lineage: Eukaryota; Fungi; Ascomycota; Sordariomycetes; Sordariales; Podosporaceae
Gene: MOB2
Product: Maintenance of ploidy protein mob2
Exons: 4
Coding region: 144-1160 (338 amino acids)
Biological process (GO): cell division; signal transduction; positive regulation of protein phosphorylation
Cellular component (GO): nucleus; cytoplasm
Molecular function (GO): protein kinase activator activity
Source: RefSeq, a predicted model, not a curated record